AUGUCGACACCAGCAGCGGAACCGACACCUCAAAUCCCAUCUCUCGACCUCUUUUCUCUCAAAGGCAAAAACGCCUUUGUCACGGGAGGAUCACGAGGCAUUGGCGCCGCUAUUGCCAUUGCGUUGGCUGAUGCGGGAGCCUCAGUCUGCAUCGCCCAACGUGAUACGACCAAUACUGACACAGCUGAUGCCAUUCGGGAUAGAGGGGUAAGGGCAGAGAUUAUUUCGUGCGACCUGGAUGAUAUGGACGCCGUCAAGGGUGUCUUUCAGCGAGCACUGGAUAUCAUGGACGGACGAAUCGAUAUCCUCGUCAACUGUGGGGGCAUUUUGAAGAGAAAAGAGGCCCUGUCGGUGUCAGAGGAAGAAUGGGAUGCCGUGAUGGAUAUCAACCUCAAAGCACUAUUCUUUCUCUGCCAAGCAGCCGGGCGACACAUGGUUCCUCGACGAUCAGGCAAAAUCGUCAACAUCGCCUCCAUCAAUAGCUUCAUAGGCGGUGAAAACUACGCUCCGUACUCAUCUUCAAAGGGUGGAGUAUCACAGUUGACAAAGGCACUGAGCAACGAGUGGGCAAAGCACAACGUUCAAGUCAACGCCCUCGCACCAGGAUAUGUGGCUACAGAUAUGAACACUGCAUUGCGACCGAAUGCAGAGGUGACAGCGGCUGCGAUAACUGGCUGCCCUGCUGGGAGAUGGGGCACACCCGCUGAUUACGCUGGACCUGCUGUGUUUCUCUGUAGCGAUGCCUCUCAAUACGUGACGGGCGAGGUUCUCGUGGUUGACGGCGGACUACUAGGCAAAUGA
Messenger RNA from Fusarium keratoplasticum, 801 nucleotides. RefSeq lists its product as uncharacterized. Gene Ontology annotation, molecular function: oxidoreductase activity, acting on the CH-OH group of donors, NAD or NADP as acceptor. The transcript has 3 exons. The coding region runs from base 1 to 801 and encodes 266 amino acids. The record is from RefSeq and is a predicted model, not a curated record. NCBI's taxonomy places the organism in Eukaryota, Fungi, Ascomycota, Sordariomycetes, Hypocreales, Nectriaceae.